UCCCAAGUAUCAAUUUAUUAUUUUGUGAUAAAUUCCAGUACCUACCUACUGAAGAUAUUGAGAAUUUUAAGAGCAAAAGAAAUUCCAUUAUUUUAUUUAUAUUCAUAUUUGCCGGUUCUCGUAAACGUUUCGCAACUUUUAGUUAUCAAAUGAACACGUUGAAGAUAAUUCAUUCUGAGAUUCGGAGAUUAUCAUGAGGAUCCUCAGUUCUAUUGAAAGUUAACCUAUUUUUGAUUCUGUUAUCUUUAUCGUAGUGAGUGAAUGAUAACUUUGAAUGCAUUAAUCUUUCCUAUAUUUAAUUCGUACGUGAACGGAAAUUCAUUUAUAAGUCUUUAUUUCUUUAUUAUAAUUUUCGGAGUAUAUUACCCACGUCAACUAAAAUUUUAGGGAUGUUUCCACUAAAUAUUGAAUUUGCUCCCCUCAGCAUACCCAUCGAAAGGAGACUUCAAACAUUGGGUGUACUGCUUAUCCUUACAAUACAAGUGAUUAGUUUUAUAAUUGUUCCAAUUGUAUCCUUAUACAUAGUGUUUUAUACUAAGUUAUGGUGGCUAUUCAUUAUUUAUAUUGCUUGGUACCAAACUAUUGAUAGAGAAACUCCUGAAAGAGGUGGCAGAAGAUGGGAGUGGGUUAGAAAUUGGUGGCUCUGGUCUCACGCAAGAGAUUACUUCCCAAUGAAAAUGGUGCAACUUCCAUGGGGUGAAUUAGAUCCUAAACGCAACUACGUUUUCUGCUAUUUCCCUCAUGGGAUGUUGGCAACAGGAGCUUUCAUAUCUUUAGCGACAAAUUCUACAGGAUUUAACGAUCUUUUUCCACAUCAUACACCAUAUGCCCAUACGAUAUCUGUUCUCUUCGAGCUACCAUUUUUACGAGAGGUCGUAUUGUGGCUGGGAGGUCUAUCAGUGACUUCAAAAUCCAUAAAUUACAUCUUGCAGAGACCAGAAGGAGGAAAUGUUUCAGGUAUUGCAGUUGGUGGUGCGGCUGAAGCUUACUAUUGUAAACCUGGACUCAACAAACUAGUGUUCAAGAAAAGGAAAGGUUUCAUCAGGUUGGCCCUGCAAAAUGGAUCGCCACUAGUGCCAGUGUAUUGUUUUGGUGAGACUGAUCUAUAUUCACAAUGGGAUAUCGAAAACAACCUAUGGUUUGACCGAUUUCGAAAUUGGGUAAAGAAGAUGACUGGUUUUGCCAUUAUUUUUCUCAAAGGUCGAGGAAUAUUUCAAUAUUCUUUUGGCAUUCUUCCGCAGAGAAAUUCUGUAACUAUAGUUGUUGGCGAACCAAUAGAUGUCCAGAAAACCGAAGAUCCAACUAAAGAACAGAUCGAUGAUUUGCAUCAACUUUUUGAAAAUAAACUAGUGGAACUAUUCGAGAGUCAAAAGAAAUAUUAUUUGAAAAAUCAUGAAACGUCACGUUUAGAAAUUUGUUAAUAUUCAUAUUUAUUUAUAACAGUUAUGAUUAAGAAAUUAAAGAAACUGUUCAUAU
This is a messenger RNA of Harmonia axyridis, 1476 nucleotides long. RefSeq names its product 2-acylglycerol O-acyltransferase 2-like. The record is from RefSeq and is a predicted model, not a curated record. The transcript has 2 exons. NCBI's taxonomy places the organism in Eukaryota, Metazoa, Arthropoda, Insecta, Coleoptera, Coccinellidae. Gene Ontology annotation, molecular function: diacylglycerol O-acyltransferase activity. Gene Ontology annotation, cellular component: endoplasmic reticulum membrane. Gene Ontology annotation, biological process: triglyceride biosynthetic process. The coding region runs from base 390 to 1421 and encodes 343 amino acids.